AUGGCACCGACAGCUAUCAUCGAAGAUGAAAAGGAACAACCCAGCACCUACCGAAUCCUAGAGAAGCCAUUCGGCACAGCCCGUCCCAUCCGCAUCAUCGCCAUCGGCGCCGGAGCGAGCGGCAUCAGCAUCGCUCGCAACAUUAAGGAGCACAUGAAGAACGUGACGCUGCGAAUCUACGAGAAGAACAGUGCGGUCGGCGGCACCUGGUUGGAGAACCAGUACCCAGGAUGCCGCUGCGACAUUCCUAGCCACAACUACCAGUAUUCUUGGGAGCCUAACCACCGUUGGAGCAAGUACUACUCGCCGCAGCCCGAAAUCCUCGAGUAUUUCCAGACCACGGCGAGGAAGCACGGGCUGGACAGUCAUGUCAGCUUUGACCACAGAGUCUCCGAGGCCCGAUGGGACGAGUCGGGAGGCAUCUGGAGGUUCAAGGUGGAGGAUCUGCAGACCGGGGAGACGGUGGAGGAUUGGGGGCACUUCUUUAUCAAUGCCUCGGGGUUCUUGAAUAACUGGAAGUGGCCGAGUAUUCCCGGACUCGACUCCUUCAACGGUCAGCUUGUCCACAGUGCCGCUUGGAGUCCCGAGGUUGACCUGAAGGGGAAGCAUGUCGCCGUGAUUGGGAACGGCUCCAGCGGCAUUCAGAUUGUUACGGCAAUCCAGCCCGAGGUCAAGAAGCUCACCUCCUUCCUGCGCAGCCCUACGUGGAUCACAGCCGGUUUCGGGAGCAAAUACGCAGCCCCGGGGGGCGUCAACUUCGACUUCACCGAGGAUGAAAAAGCCAGGUUUGCCAACGACCCGUCAGAAUACCUGAUGUACAGAAAAGGCAUAGAGCAUGAGUUAUGCAGUCGCUUCAAGAUGCAACACGCCUCCACGCCGGAACAGGCGACCGCUGCAGAAUUCUCGAAGGAGGACAUGCUUCAGCGUCUGGGGUCCAACAAGAGUGUCGCCGAUUUCAUCAUCCCCGACUUCCCUGUCGGAUGCCGCCGUCCCACACCGGGGACGGGAUACCUGGAGGCCCUGGGCGAGGACAAUGUGCAGACCAUCUGUGGGAGGGAGAUUGUGCGCAUCGAGCCCGGCGGCCUGAUCCUGGAUGACGGGGAGGAGGUUGCUUGCGAUGCCAUAGUCUGCGCGACGGGGUUCGACUUGUCAUUUGUGCCGCGUUUCCCCAUCGUGGGGCGCAACGGGGCCAACCUCCAGGAUGUCUGGACGGGGAAGAGGCCCGCGGCAUACCUGUCCAUGACUCCGGCUGACAUGCCAAACUACUUCAUGUUCAUGGGGCCCAAUGCGCCCGUUGCCCACGGCUCGGCCAUCCCGAUCCUCGAGAAUGCGACCAGGUACAUGCUCAAGAUGAUCUACAAGGCCCAGGUGGAGAGGUACAAGGCCUUCUGUCCCAAGAGAGAGGCCAUUGACGAGUUUGUGGAGCAUGCAGAUGCCCUUUUCCCGCGGACAGCGUGGGCGGGCAAGUGUCGUAGCUGGUUCAGAAAUGGCAACGACUCCGGCCCUAUAACUGGGAUCUACCCUGGGAGCAGGCUCCACUGGUUUCAUGCCUUGAAGGAGCCGAGAUACGAGGACUGGGACUGGGAUACAAUGGGGCCGAAUAGGUGGCAAUAUCUCGGGAAUGGGUUCAGUGUCACGGAGGAGGAUGGGCGUGACUUGUCGUGGCACUUUGAUAACCCCGACAAGGAGUAUGAUUCGUUCAUAUACUAA
Molecule: messenger RNA, 1710 nt
Organism: Geosmithia morbida
Lineage: Eukaryota; Fungi; Ascomycota; Sordariomycetes; Hypocreales; Bionectriaceae
Product: putative flavoprotein CzcO associated with the cation diffusion facilitator CzcD
Exons: 2
Coding region: 1-1710 (569 amino acids)
Molecular function (GO): flavin adenine dinucleotide binding; N,N-dimethylaniline monooxygenase activity; NADP binding
Source: RefSeq, a predicted model, not a curated record